Morus notabilis is the source of this 328-nucleotide messenger RNA. Its product is annotated as probable prolyl 4-hydroxylase 9. The annotation marks the transcript as partial. The record is from RefSeq and is a predicted model, not a curated record. NCBI's taxonomy places the organism in Eukaryota, Viridiplantae, Streptophyta, Magnoliopsida, Rosales, Moraceae. The transcript is spliced from 2 exons.
AGGGGAAAAAAAAACCAACAGAGGCAAUACCCGAUCAAAAUACUCGUACUAAUAUACCUCCAUCGAAGAAGAAGAAGGAAGAGGAGAUCCAUAAUAGAUGAAAGGCAGAGCGAAGUUCCCCAGAACCAAGUUUGGGCCACCCACUGCUUUCCUCCUCUGCUUCCUUUCCUUCCUCGCUGGAUUCUUUUUCUCUAAUCUCCUCUCCCAGGAUGUCCCGGGAGUACGGCCCGGCUCGAGAGUUCUUGAAUCGGUCGGAAACGACGGCGGCGGUGAUUUGAUGCCGUUCGGAGAGACUGGAGAUAGUUCUUUUCAAGUGAUUCCGUUUCAG